AAAAAGAAGUGCAAAGAUCUAGGUCGGUUGUUGUCUUGUAGUAAAAACCGGUGUCUAGUGGACACUGACUCAAUAAAGCAAGCAAUAUUGUCUGCCUCUUCACUCUCCUUCACUGUAAAGUCCCAACUUUCUCUAAUUCAACUCUCCAAACAACACAUCAACACUUUCAUUCACAUUGCUAUCUAAAUCUCUCAAUUCAACAACACUUACUGCCUUGUCUUGUGUUGUGUUGUGUUGUGUCCCUCCCAAACCCACCAAAAACAACCUGAAAUAGUUCUGCAUACCACCAACUCAACUCUCAUAGGGUUUCUAGAUCAGGUAGAAGAACUAUUGGGCUAAACUUGGUGGUUUAGGUGAUAUUGGAUGUGAUGAAGCUUAAAAAUUGGCUUGCAAGUGUUUUGUUGCUAGCUACUGUUAUGCUAACCACUACAUUAGGUGCAUUUGUGGGGGUAAACAUCGGCACCGAUGUCUCUGAUAUGCCAUCUGCUUCAAAUAUAGUUGCUAUUCUUAAAGCUCAUCAAAUUACUCAUGUGCGUCUUUACGAUGCCAAUGCGCACUUACUUCAAGCCCUUUCAAACACCAGCAUUGACGUUAUUGUUGGUGUCACAAACGAAGAGGUACUGAGAAUCGGAGAAUCUCCUUCAGCAGCUGCUGCGUGGAUAAAUAAAAAUGUAGUUGCUUAUGUACCAUCCACCAAUAUCACGGCAAUAGCUGUUGGGAGUGAGGUUCUUUCCACAAUCCCAAAUGUUGCUCCCGUUCUCGUUCCUGCCUUGAAUUCUCUGCACAAAGCUCUGGUUGCGGCAAACCUUAAUUUUCGAGUCAAGGUUUCGACUCCACAGUCUAUGGAUAUUAUCCCUAAGCCUUUUCCUCCUUCUACUGCCACCUUUAACUCUUCGUGGAACUCUACAAUGUACCAACUCCUCCAGUUUUUGAGAAACACAAACUCCUCCUUCAUGUUAAAUGCAUACCCUUAUUAUGGAUACACUAAAGGAGACGGUAUUUUCCCUAUUGAAUACGCUCUUUUCCGACCACUUCCCUCGGUGAAGCAAAUUGUUGAUCCAAACACACUAUAUCACUAUAACAGUAUGUUUGAUGCAAUGGUUGAUGCUGCCUAUUACUCUAUAGACGCGUUAAAUUUCAAAGAUAUACCCGUUGUUGUCACAGAAACUGGAUGGCCAUCUUUUGGUGGAGCAAAUGAACCUGAUGCUACUGCAGAAAAUGCUGAGACCUACAGCAAUAAUAUGAUUCAGCGGGUCUUAAAUGAUUCCGGUCCACCUAGUCAGCCGGACAUACCGAUUAAUACAUACAUAUAUGAAUUAUUUAACGAAGAUAAGAGGAAUGGACCUAUAUCUGAAAAAAAUUGGGGCAUUGUGUUUACUAAUGGAAGCGCUGUUUAUCCUUUGAGUUAUGGCGGUGUUACUGAUCAGAUAACUGGAACUGGAAACUCAUCGGGAGUAUUUUGUGUGGCUAAAGAUGGAGCAGACACUGAUAAGCUGCAAGAUGGCCUGAGCUGGGCUUGUGGACAAGGCGGAGCAAACUGUGCUCUUAUUCAACAAGGGCAGCGAUGCUAUCUCCCCAAUAGUGUGAAAAGCCAUGCCUCUUAUGCUUAUAAUGAUUAUUAUCAGAAAAAUCAAGGUGUUGGUGGAACAUGUGACUUUGACGGUACUGCUGAAAUUACUACCCAUGAUCCAAGCUAUGGAUCAUGUACAUUCUCCGGAAGCUCCGUCACCGGAGGAGUGAGCUUACCGCCUACAGCACUCGGACCUUCAAGUCCCUCAGGAGAAAGUAUGAACCUGCAAGUCUCUAGCCUCCAGUAUUUGGUAUCUGCAACUGGUGUAUUUCUUGCUCUAAUGAUUUAAUGGCCAAAAGUUUUUUAUGCAACUCUUAAGAUUGCAAUUCAAUUAUUAGCUGGAAUGUAGCUUUCAUUGAUUUUGUUUCUUACUUCAUCUUGUCCAUUUCAUUCUUCAUAGCUAUGCCCCAUUUUGUGCAUUUGAGGUCAUUGUAAUUUAUCUCUUUUACUUUAGAUAGUUGCUUAAAUCUAGUGGUUUUAGCUCUAGGUGAAAAACUGAAGACUCAAUCUAGAAGAAGUUGUUGACAUUGUUAUUUAACAAACAAAUGGUGUACUUGUGGCCAUCUAGCCACCUACCUCCUUUACUUA
Messenger RNA from Lathyrus oleraceus (garden pea), 2158 nucleotides. RefSeq names its product glucan endo-1,3-beta-glucosidase 4. Gene Ontology annotation, biological process: carbohydrate metabolic process. The record is from RefSeq and is a predicted model, not a curated record. The transcript is spliced from 5 exons. NCBI's taxonomy places the organism in Eukaryota, Viridiplantae, Streptophyta, Magnoliopsida, Fabales, Fabaceae. Gene Ontology annotation, molecular function: hydrolase activity, hydrolyzing O-glycosyl compounds. Bases 369 to 1859 code for a protein of 496 amino acids.